UUGACUCAAACAUCGGAAGAGAGUAGAAAUUGCAGGAAAACAAAACGAUCUUGUCAUAGUUCUUGUUGAACAGGUUUUGUGUGUUGUGUGUGUAUUCGCGUUCAGCCAAAGCUCUGCUGAACCACAACAUUAUUGCAGCUUGACGCUGCGCGCAGUGUGGAUCCGCAGGCCGCAAUCAGAGGUAAUCAGUACCGUACGGGAUCUCUCGACGGAAUGGCGAGCUAUCUGCAAUUCGGGGUACUUUUCAUUGUGAUCGUCGGUAGUCACGCUGCCGAUUUGUAUGACAAAUGCGUGGAUGGAUUAGGGGCAGAAGGUAUCUGCGUCCUAAUUCAAGAUUGUAAUCCAAUCAGUGCUCUCUUGCAACGACGACCUGCUCUAACCGAUGCUGACAAAACCUACAUAAAAAAAUCAAGUUGCGGAAGGAUAAACUCGAAAUUAACAGCCUGCUGCCCGCUGCCAAAAUCUCUCAAAGCAAGGUUUUCUGCUCCAGCAGGACUACCUUCUGAUAAGUGCGGUCGUGAUUCCAGCAGUCGAAUAGUGGGAGGAGAUAUUGCAGAAGUCGACGAGUUCCCUUGGUUGGCUCAGAUUCAGUACUACAAACCCAACAAACGAUUUGGGUUUCACUGUGGUGGUGUUCUGAUCAACGAGAGAUACGUUCUCACAGCUGCUCACUGCAUUCAAAACGUGCCAUCAUCUUGGAAAGUUUAUAAAGUACGCCUGGGCGAGUUCGACACCGAAUCCGACGUAGAGUGUAGUGUAAAUGAUCCAACUGACUGUGUCAACUCAGUUCAAGAUAUUCUGAUAUCGUCGUACUACAUCCAUGAGGAUUACUUCAACGAAAAUGGUGCCGACUAUAACGACAUUGCGCUCAUUCGGCUUUCCGUACCGGUGAGCUACACCGAAUACAUUAGCCCUAUCUGCAUGCCGACCACGGAAGAACUGAGGAAUCUUGCUACCGAGGACAAACUAAUGACCGUUGCCGGUUGGGGUCAGACAGAGAAUGGAACAGCGAGUCGGUACAAAAUGCAUCUGAGUAUUCCCGGCUGGAGCAAUGUUCGCUGUGGUGAAGCCUUCCAGUCCGCCAAUGUUGACAUCAUCGAGAGUCAGUUGUGCGCCGGUGGUAAAGCAGGCCAAGAUUCAUGCCGAGGAGACUCUGGAGGUCCGCUGAUGAAGCUGGAAAGUGUCCAAGGAAAGAACUCCUGGUUUCUUAAGGGGCUCGUUAGUUUCGGCUCGAACAAAUGUGGGACAAAAGACGUGCCAGGGGUGUAUACAAGGGUUAGUCAUUUUAUUGAUUGGAUUCAAGAAAAUAUAGAAGAAUGAUAACUGAG
Molecule: messenger RNA, 1328 nt
Organism: Wyeomyia smithii (pitcher-plant mosquito)
Lineage: Eukaryota; Metazoa; Arthropoda; Insecta; Diptera; Culicidae
Product: CLIP domain-containing serine protease B4-like
Exons: 4
Coding region: 214-1320 (368 amino acids)
Biological process (GO): proteolysis
Molecular function (GO): serine-type endopeptidase activity
Source: RefSeq, a predicted model, not a curated record